Cryptomeria japonica (Japanese cedar) is the source of this 5223-nucleotide messenger RNA. RefSeq lists its product as uncharacterized. The transcript is spliced from 4 exons. Gene Ontology annotation, molecular function: RNA-DNA hybrid ribonuclease activity; zinc ion binding; nucleic acid binding. NCBI's taxonomy places the organism in Eukaryota, Viridiplantae, Streptophyta, Pinopsida, Cupressales, Cupressaceae. The record is from RefSeq and is a predicted model, not a curated record. Bases 1 to 5223 code for a protein of 1740 amino acids.
AUGCAUGCACAAAAAUUGGAGUCAUCUUUUGUGGGUGAGAGCUCUAAGCUCAAGAAAGUGAACGGAUGUCUGCCGCGGAGUCAAGAUCGGCCUGUUUUGGUUAUCUCUCCGGAAUCUGUCCAGGAAGAUAUCGCUUAUUGGAGCCAACAUGUUUUGAUCUGCAAGUUCUUGGGUAUUCGGAUUCCUCUCUCGGCAUUAGAAUCUUGGAUCCGUCGAACUUGGCAUGUUGAGGGGGAUUUUGAUUUAUUGGUAGCUGCAAAUGGCUAUUUCAUGGUCGAUUUUUCUAGUAUCUCGGACCGUAAUCGUGUUUUUGAAGGAGGGCCAUAUUUUUACAAUCAUGUUGGCUUGUUCAUUAAGCCCUGGCAUAGUGGUUUUAAUGCGACAGAAGAUCUUCCUACUCGGGUUCCUGUUUGGGUGCGUCUUCCAUGGCUGCCGUUGGAGUUUUGGAGAGAGGAUAUUCUGCUUCGGAUUGCUGCUCUGUUGGGGAAACCGGCUGCCAUUGCUCAAAAUACUUUGGAGAAAAAGGUAUUUUCUUAUGCUCGCAUCUGCGUUGAAAUUGACUUAAAUAAUCCUUUGCCAGACUCUUUGGAAAUUUUUAUUGGCUCGGCUUCGUGGAUUCAACCGCUUGAUUAUGAGUCCCUCCCUUUUCGUUGCCGCUUCUGUCACGAGUAUGGACACCUUCAGCGCCAGUGUCCUCGGGCACCCAAAGCUGCUGGGGUGUCUUCUUCUCCUUCUUCUGGGCCCUCGAUGGAGAAAGGGGAUAAAGGGAAGGAAUCUGGGGUUGAGGGUGGGCCUGAUAAGGAUGGCUUUAUCCCUGCUGUGGAGGAAGGGAUUCCUGUUGAGCUUUCUGCUGGGGCCUCUGGUAUGGAUGUUGGGAUGGAUACAGGGCUGGAGAAAGCGAUUGUUGUGCUGAAUUCGUCUUCGGCAUUGGUGCAGGGGAGUUCGGAGCCUCCUGGGGCCUCUGUAGAUGUGCAGGAUGAUAUUGUUUUAGCAGAUUUGGCUAAGGCAGUGUUUUCUUCAGGCAAAGGGCGAGGAUCAUCUCCUUCCUUGGGGGUGUUGCAACGCCCUCUCAAGAAGGGACAUUUUGAAUUUUCUUCGAAAGUUGGUCGUAAGAAGGAUGCAGACAAGCUUAAAUCUGCUGGGGAUCUUUUGGAAACUAAGCUUAUGGUGGAUCUCAUGUUUCAACAUGCUCCUCGUAUUUGGUUUUCUGGCCAGUGUCAGUGUAUUGGAUCUAGGGGAACCUCUGGGGGUCUGGCUCUUUUCUGGGAUCCUCGUAAGGUUGUCCCUCAUUGGUGGAUUUCCAGCCAGUCUGCUAUUUCUAUGGUGGCCUCGAUUUUGGAAUCUGCUGGUGACUUCAAUGCUGUGUUGAGCUUGGAGGAGAAAAGGAGAGGGCUGCCUAGGCUUGGCCCUGCUUCAGAUAUGUUUCGGACUAAUGUGGACUCUCUAGCAUUGAUGGAUGUAAAACCCUCUAAUGGAAUUUUCACUUGGAAUAAUAGACGGAGUGGGCCUGAAGCGAUUGCCCAGCGGCUUGAUCGUUUCCUUGUCUCUUGCUCUUGGGUUAGAGGUAGCUUGGUCAUUUGCUCUGAGAUUCUUGACUGGCGUGGCUCUGAUCAUUGGCCAAUUAAGUUUUCGACUUCAGCUUUUCCAAAUCCUAAGAACCCCCCUUUCAAAUUCCAGCUCAUGUGGUUGCGUGAUCCGUCUUUAGGUGAUCUUGUGGCUCAAUGGUGGCGGGAUGGCGCCCCUGCCUAUGGUACAUCUAUGUAUUCUCUGGUUAAGAAGUUGCAAUAUGUUAAGUUUCAUCUUAAGCGAUGGAAUAGGUUGAGUUUUGGUAAUUUUCGGGUUAGGAAAAGAGAAGCGCUGGACCGCCUUGCUGUGAUUACCCGUCAGAUUCGGGAUUUGGGCUUCUUGGAGGCUCUUGGGCAUGCUGAAUCCCAGGCUCUGAAAUUGGUGGAAGAGUGGGAGCUCCGUGAAGAGAUUUUCUGGAAACAAAAGGCUAGGAUUGAUUGGCUUCAAGAGGGUGAUCGGAAUACGGCCUUUUUCCAUUAUUCUGUGCAAGCUCGUCGAAAUAAGUGCUUUAUCUCUUCUCUUGUUAACUCUGAGGGUAUUUCAAUCUCUGCUCAACAUGCUCUGUCUAGAGAGGCUCGUCAGUACUACUCUAAUCUUUUCACUGAGGAUUCUGUACCUGCUGAGGCUGAUGAAAAUAGAGUCCUUGCUUGUAUUCCUUCUUUAAUUUCUAAUGAGGUGAAUGCUUCUCUUAUUCGCCCGGUGACUCUGUCUGAAGUGGAGGAGGUGGUGUUUGGGAUGAACAAAGGGAAAGCCCCUGGCCCUGACGGGUUCCCAGUUGAGUUUUUCCAGGAGUUUUGGGAUAUUGUGAAGCAGGAUUUGUUAGAGGUGGUUUGUGAGUCUCUUCAUAGUAAGCAGAUGCUUCGCGCCUUGAAUGCUACUUUUCUGGUUCUCAUUCCUAAGAAGGAAGGUGCUGACAAACUUGAUCUCUUUAGACCUAUUACACUCUGUAAUGUGGUGUAUAAGAUUAUUACGAAGUUGAUGGCUGAGAGACUCAAAUCUUGUUUGCCAAUGAUUAUUUCUGAGGAGCAAGGCGGCUUUGUGGCUGGGCGGCAAAUUCUGGAUGGGGUGGUGGUUGCGUCCGAAGCCAUUCAUUCCAUGGCUACUUCUCAGGAGAGGUCUAUGUUUAUCAAGUUGGAUAUGGCCAAAGCCUAUGACAGAGUUAAAUGGAGUUUUCUUCAGAAGAUUCUGUUGGCCUUUGGUUUUUCCUCUGAUUGGGUGAGUUGGGUGUUGAGUUGUGUGACUUCUUCCUCCUUUUCGGUUAUUAUGAAUGGGGAGCCUUCUGAGCUUUUUGGGGCUACUAGGGGUCUUCGUCAGGGGGAUCCGCUCUCUCCUUAUUUGUUUAUUAUUCUGGCUGAGGGGCUUGGCCGUCUUCUUAAAUCUCAGGUUUCUCAUGGCUUGAUUCAUGGUUGGCAGUGGGGGAUGGGCUUGCCUACACUUUCUCAUCUCCAAUUCGUGGAUGAUACCUCUCUUAUGGGUCUGGCUCGCAUUAGGGAGGCUAAUUCCUUCAGGAAAACUUUGGACAUCUACCUUGCGGCUUCGGGCCAGAGAGUCAAUGAGCAAAAGUCUUCUAUUUUCUUCUUUAAUACUCCUCAAGCUAUCCAGCAUAGGAUUGCUGCCAUUCUGCGGUUUCAAAUUGGAACUCUUCCCUUUGUUUAUUUGGGUAUUCCUCUUACUGUUGGCCGUCUGCCCAGAUCUUCUUGGCAGCAGUUGCUUGAUAAGCUUAGGAGAAAGGUUUCUCAUUGGACCCAUCGUUGGUUGUCUUCUGCAGCUAGAUUGACUCUUCUUAAGUCUGUCAUCCAGGCCCUUCCCAUCUACAGGUGCUUUGUUCAAGCGGCUCCUAUGUAUUUCCUUAAGGAAUUUGAUGCUCUUUCUCGUCAAUUUCUUUGGAGCGGUAAUUUAUUGUCUUCAAAAUGGAGCCUUGUUAAGUGGGAAUCAGUGUGUAGACCUAAGCAGGAAGGGGGUCUUGGUUUACGCUCUGCUAUUUUGAAUGGAAAAGCUCUUGCUGCUAAGCUUUACUGGCGCUGGUGCACCCAUCAGCACCAGUUAUGGGCUCGUAUUCUCAACCUUAAAUAUCUUCGGGGUGUUGCUUCUUUUGAGGUCCCUCACUAUCCUCUGGAGGGGGGUGGUUCUAUGAUCUGGCAUACUUUGAAAGUGGGGGCGCAGUUGAUUAAGGAUGCUCUUUUUUGGAUCUGUCAUUCGGGUUCACAGGCUCUUUUUUGGUUAGAUUCCUGGGAUGGUCACCCUCCUAUUCUUUCUUCUUUUCCUCAUCUCCAGCCUCUGUCUGAGGUUUUUAGCGCAGCUGGCUGGGAUACUGUGGAGCAUUAUAAGGUGACACAACAUGAUGGUUUGGUUCUUUGGUUUCGUUGGAAGCACCCUUCUGAGUGGCCUCCAGGAGGGUCUGAGGGGGAUAGGCGUGAGCUUUCCCAACUUUUGGCUUCCCGUGCUUGUAAUUCUUUGAGAGGAACUGAUGUUUUGGCUUGGGAUGGUUCAGACUUGUCUGGAAAGUACUCUGUGGUUGCUGGUUAUAAACAGAUUGGUAGGCAGUUGUUUGGGGACAUUGAGGUCCCUUGGUGGAAGCAUGUUUGGCACAAGUUGUCAUGGCCCAAUUGCAACUUCUUUAUGUGGUUAGUGGCCCAAAAUCGGUGUCUCACUUGGGAUAAUUUAUGUAAGUGUGGUUUUCAAGGCCCUUCUAUGUGUGUUUUGUGUCAAGGUUGUGAAGAGAGUGUAUCCCAUAUCUUCUUCCAAUGCUCCUAUGCUAGGGAGAUUUGGCACUUCUGGUGGGGAGUGUGGAAUACGACUUGCUGGCAUUUUUCCUCUUUGGUGGAAUUUUGGGAACGAUGGGGAAGGGCCCCUGUUUCUACUUCCUUUCUCCAGGCUGCUUGGGCCAUUGGGCCUUCCUUUAUUAUCUGGAAUCUUUGGUUGGAGAGGAAUAGGCGGAUCUUUCAAGAUUUGCAGCUGAUGGCUCCUCACCUUUGGAGGAAAAUUUUACACUCCUUAGGGGAAACUAUUGUGGCUAAGUGUGAUAUGACUAUGCGGGUGGACCCUCGGGAUGUUGAUUGUUGUAAUCGCCUUCAUCUUCCUCCUCCGCAACGACAACUCAUGCGUAACAGGUGUAGGCAUCCUACCCCAAAGGUGAAUAGGGAGGGAAGAUGGUCCCCUCCUCCCUUGGGAGUCCUAAAAAUCAACUCGGAUGGCUCUUCUCGUGGUAAUCCUGGUCAUGCUGGCAUUGGAGGUGUGGGCCGUGAUAGCUCAGGGGAUGUUCAGUUUAUUUUCUCUGAGUAUAAGGGUCUUCAUACAAAUAAUCUUAUGGAGGCUCAGGCUAUUUUAGUGGCUAUGGAGCGGGCCAAUCAGUUGGGUUGGCGAAGGAUCAUAUGUGAGUCUGACUCCCAGGUUGUGGUGAACUUACUGAAAAGGCAGUAUAUGGAUAAUGUGAGCUGGCAGCUGGCCUUGAUUGUUGAACAAAUUCUCACUCUCUGUGCAUCUCUGGAGCAUGUUACUUUCAACCAUAUUCCCCGUGAAUGGAAUGGUGUGGCUGAUUGCUUGGCUAAAUGGGCUUCCGAUCAUAUGCAUGAUUGGAAUUUGGUGGAUCGGGGCCAUCUGCCCCCAGAUUUGUCUCAUCAAUUGGAUCACUUGGUUGAUCUUGAUAGGGCCAUUUAA